UGCGUGUCAUGAGAAUGGAAGCAUAGUACAAAAACGUGAUAGUUAUAGCAGCAGCGAAGGUAACAGAAAAUACGACAGUUCGGUAGAUGUAAGAAAACAAGAUGUAUUGGAUUCGUCCUCUGAGAGCUUCCAUCUUGGUCCUGUGUAUACUGGGAUUGUACUCCAAUGUUCAAGCAGGGAGAGAGAUAGAUUCGGAUGUGUAUUGUGGAGCAUGCCAAGCAUUGAUCAGUGAGGUUGAGUAUGCCAUAACUCAGGAAGACCCUCAUCAGACUAUUACUGUUGGGAGUUUCAGGAUUGACCCCAAAGGGGAACAAAAACAAAAAAAGAUACCAUAUGCUGGAUCUGAGUUGCACUUGACUGAGGUGAUGGAGACCGUCUGUGAUAAAAUGACCGACUACGCAGAAAAGACAGACCCAGAGACCAAUGAGAAAACCUAUGUGAGGUAUCAAGCACGGAAUGGAGAAGACAUGGAACUUAUAAAUGUAUCUAUCAACCUCACCACAGGGAAAGUUCUGAAAGUUGCAUGCGAAAAUAUUAUUGAAGAUUACGAAGAUGAUGUGCUGAGAUUGUACAGGGAAAAGUCAACGGACAUUGAAACCAGCCUGUGCUCCAGUCUUACAAAACUUUGUGAGGGUUCAUCAUCAGCACACACCGAGUUAUGACCCCCAGGCUUAUUUCAUUAGUACGCUAAGUAACGGAAACUAUUGAUCAAUGAUUUUAAGUAGUUUUGAUAGUGGUUCAUCAGAAUAUACAGAUAUCCCUUUUAUUUGAGGCACAAAGUAAACCUUAUGAAUAAAAUUGAUUGUAUUUGCCAAGAGCAUUCCGUUAAUGUGUGUGAGAACUUUCAUAAGAGAGAGCAAAGGGUAUUGAUAGUAUUUUUUCAGGAAGCAACAAAUAUUUGUGUAGGUUUACAAAAUAUUCAAUGCAGAAAUUAAAGGGGGUGCACCAAGCUGCUAUAAUGAAAUACAAAUAUUAUGAAAUGCAUAAGAAACAAAAUGUAUUACAUAAAUAUGUACAUAUGCAUUUAACUGUUUAUUUAAAGUUUCAUAAAGAAACUGGCAAUGUCAAUUGCUAUUACAUGUCCUUCAUAAAUCAAGAAGUUGAUAUAAACUAUAAUUGCAUACAUCACAGCUCAAUCAAGAUGAAUUAGAGCUGACUGUUGGCAAAACUACUCUACUAAAUUCUUUUGCGUGAAAUAGCACCAUAUGUUUUAAAAGAGUGAGAUAUAAUACAAGUAUGUUGUAAACAUGUGAUGUUACUGAUUGUGGUGCACCUGUGGAUACAGCACUUAUAUGGCAUCUGUUGAGCGCCAGAAGGGAGUUAGCUCAUAUACCUUAACACAUAGGCAACACCCUUCUGCUGCGGACAGACAAUGUG
Molecule: messenger RNA, 1377 nt
Organism: Strongylocentrotus purpuratus (purple sea urchin)
Lineage: Eukaryota; Metazoa; Echinodermata; Echinoidea; Camarodonta; Strongylocentrotidae
Product: protein canopy homolog 2-like
Exons: 6
Coding region: 102-662 (186 amino acids)
Cellular component (GO): endoplasmic reticulum
Source: RefSeq, a predicted model, not a curated record